AUGUCAACAAGCAAAGGUGUCGAAGCAUUGAAAGGAACAUGGGAUCACAUCAAAGAUGAAAAUAUGGAUGAAUUUUUAAAAGAACUUGACAUUGGAAUGGCAAAACGUAUGGCAGUAAAGAGUAUGAAACCUCGUCUUAUUAUCAAUGAAAAUGGAGGAAAAUGGACAAUUCGAUCUGAAAGCACAUUAACAACAAAAACUGUUGAAUUUCAACCCAAUGUUGAAUUUGAUGACACAACAAUGGAUGGACGAGAAGUUAAAGCAAUUGUUCGAAUUAAUGGCAAUAAAAUGGAACAUACGAUGAAAGGAAAAGAGGGAAAAGAAAUUUUCGCUGUUCGUUAUAUCAAUAAUGAAGGUCAACAACAAGUUGAUUUAACAUGUGGUUCGGCUAAAGCUCAUCGUUAUUUCAAAUGUGUUGAUUAA
This is a messenger RNA of Adineta ricciae, 423 nucleotides long. The record is from the annotation of a GenBank genome assembly. NCBI's taxonomy places the organism in Eukaryota, Metazoa, Rotifera, Eurotatoria, Adinetida, Adinetidae.